Messenger RNA from Saccostrea echinata, 1004 nucleotides. RefSeq lists its product as uncharacterized. The transcript is spliced from 6 exons. NCBI's taxonomy places the organism in Eukaryota, Metazoa, Mollusca, Bivalvia, Ostreida, Ostreidae. The coding region runs from base 64 to 873 and encodes 269 amino acids. The record is from RefSeq and is a predicted model, not a curated record.
UAGGGACUGUAAGCUCGUAAGCGAGAGCGCGCGAGAUUUGAAUACUUCCGGUGACAAACAAAAAUGGUGAUAUGUUUUGCAUUCGCAUGCAACCACCGGAGUGGGGCUAACAGCUGCAAGUUUUAUCGCUUUCCCACAGACGGAAAGAAACGAUUGUUGUGGGGGAAACUAUGCAGACGAGCUGAUCGCCAACCAGGGUAUCAGAAUGAUCGUAUCUGCUCCUGCCAUUUUAAGGAUGGUGUGAAGGAGGGGGGUCCUGCAUAUUUUGCAUGGAAUGAAGGAAAGGCUAUGGAUUUCUCUGAUCCUGAAUGUACCAAAAGGAGGAAAAAAAUCAGAAGUGAGGAGUCUCUAUCAUCUUCACAGAUGGACCAGCUGCAGAUUACACAUGUGACAGAAUGUCAAGAUCAAGAGAAGUUGAUAUCAGAGCACAACUACUCAGCAUCCUGCACAUUUAACUGCACUCAAGGAAUGCAGCGUUUCUCAACAGAAAUAGAACACCUGGAAAAGGAAUUACAUGCGCUAAGAUUAGAGUCUAGUAAAAGAAAGCCAAUGUCAAUUCACGAUAUUAAGGACAGUGAAGAGAAGAUGCUUUUAUAUACAUCCCUACAGUAUGACAUAUUCGAAAUCUUAGUCAGAUUGUUACAACGGUUUGAACUCGAUUACUAUAAUGGCUGGACUCCUUCAAUGGAAACAGAGGACCAACUACUUAUUGUACUGAUGAAGUUAAAACUCAAUCUUCGGGACAUUGACUUGGCCCAUAGAUUCUGUGUCAGUCGACCAACAAUUUCGAACAUCUUCCAUACCCUUGUUCAUGCACUACACGAGAUGCUGUCUGAUGGCGUAGUCAAUGAAUGUUUUCCAAGUCAACUUUAAUGCAAAGGGUCUAUGCCAAAAUCUUUUGAGGAUUUCUCCUCUGCUAGAGCUUCCAUGGAUGCAAUUGAAACUACCCAGGACAUCCCAACACAUAUGGACAGUCAGGCCAUGGCCUACAGUACCUACAAAAG